AUGGCCGACCUACGGGAAGUAAAAAGGCAGAAGCUAGAGCAGAAGCCUCAAACGUACCAGUGUGAGUACAUUAUCCCCAAGAAGAGUAAAAGAUGUCGGAUGUUGAGAAAGAAACUGAACAAGUAUUGCUCAGAGCACAUGAUUCACGAUACAAGUUCGACUAAGAAGCGAAUUCCGUGUCCACUAAAUCAAAACCACACGAUUUGGGAACAAGAUCUAUCUUCACAUUUGGAGAAAUGUAAUGCAAGACCAAGAGACGAUCAUGACCCUUGGUAUGUUGAAAAUAUAAAUCACACAUUAAAUUCUUCAGCUGAAAUAGUGUUUGACAGUGGUCCAGUUCAUGACGAGGACUAUUAUAGAAAAUUGGUUGACAAGAUACAAUUCGAUCCCCUCGAAAUGAGGGUAUGUGAGCACCAAGGAUUGGUGCCGCAACUACUAGAAAAGACAAAUCAAAAGCAUGUAAUACAACAAUCUUCCCUCAUAGGCAAUCUAAGACGGCUCGGUUUGUUGGCUAAUGAUAACUUCUAUAUGGAGUUUGGUUGUGGCAAAGGUGAGCUAUCGAGGUAUGUGAAUCAAUGCGUGUUACAUGAUUUGUCUGGAACUACUGAAAAUUAUGGAUUCGGAUUGAUCGAUAGGGGUACAAACCGUCUCAAAGCAGACAACAAGAUCCUCCAAGACUCGGCACCAUUUUGUGUAAAGCCUGUUGUCAAGAGAAGCAAGAUCGACAUAAAGCAUCUCAACGUUGAUAAGUUCUUGGAAGACAUCCAUCCAAAACAAGUGGUUGCAAUUUCAAAACAUUUGUGUGGGGCAGCCACAGAUUUAACAUUGAAACUGCUAUUAAAUUCAAGUUUGUUCAACAACGAGAAGCUUGGAGGUGUUUUAAUAGCAAUGUGUUGUCGUCAUGUUUGCCUCCAAGAUGAAUUUUUACCCCAAUCCAAGGAGUAUUUGUCUAGCAUUGGAUUCAACACUUCUCAGUCAAUCAAAGCAUUGAAGAAGAUGGUCUCGUGGGGCGUGAAUUUAAACGUUGAUACUAGAGAUAUUGUUGACGCUGGUCUUAAUUCCAAACAGAGGUACGAAUACGGUAUUAAAGCACGAAGAAUCAUUGAUGAGAGUCGAGUAUACGCAUUGAAAUCGAUAUUAGGCAACAAAUAUAAUAUUGAAACGUUUUGGUAUGUCGAUACAGAUACUACUAAAGAGAAUGUGUGCUUGUCAAUAACGCGGAAUUGA
Messenger RNA from Lodderomyces parapsilosis, 1227 nucleotides. RefSeq names its product tRNA:m4X modification enzyme. The record is from RefSeq and is a predicted model, not a curated record. Bases 1 to 1227 code for a protein of 408 amino acids. The transcript has a single exon. Gene Ontology annotation, biological process: tRNA methylation. Lineage: Eukaryota; Fungi; Ascomycota; Pichiomycetes; Serinales; Debaryomycetaceae.